Xyrauchen texanus (razorback sucker) is the source of this 731-nucleotide messenger RNA. RefSeq lists its product as uncharacterized. Lineage: Eukaryota; Metazoa; Chordata; Actinopteri; Cypriniformes; Catostomidae. The coding region runs from base 1 to 690 and encodes 229 amino acids. Gene Ontology annotation, molecular function: protein binding. The record is from RefSeq and is a predicted model, not a curated record. The transcript has 3 exons.
AUGAACAAAAGCGAUGAGAAUAAACUUGAGUCUAGGCAAAAGUCUUGGCUCACUACUGGAAUAAAAAAAACGAUGAAGAACAACUUGAAGAUAUUUAAAAACUUUAUUAAUUCAAAAGAGUGUAAAGCAGCAAAGUUUAUUGUUUCAUCAAAGGAAAUGGAGAAUAAUCCAGGUUCCUGCAUUCUUCUAUAUGAAGAUGAGUGUGAUGAAGAUGUUUGCUUUAUUCCUCCAUCAAAACCAGCCCGUCCAAUCCCUGAAGAGAUCAAAGCUGACCGUGUGGUUUUGAAGGUGACUUCAUGUCCUGCUACAGUAGAGAUCAGAUUACUGUUUAAAAUGAAGGAAGAGAGCGACUGGACGUCUCAACCUGUGCUGAAGAACACAAACACAGUUACUGUGACUGAUCUGAGAGCAGAUACUGAGUACCAGAUGAAAUGUGCAGCAGUGGGGAAACUCAACUACACUGUAGACAGUGAUGUCAUCACAGUUACCACUAAGGGAAGUACAAGGAACAGAGCAGCAAAGGAGUCCGUGGCGGAUCCGCCCUCAAGCCGCCAGAUCCGCCUGACUGUCAGAUUCGUUUUCGCUGCGCUAACAGGAUCGGCCCCGCCUCCAGGAUCGGCCCCGCCUGCGCUUUUAAUUGGCGGACCCAGAACGGAUCACAUACGGAUCCGCACUUCGGACGCGCCUUAGAUAACGGACGCCGUACGUGGGAUUAGUCGGAUCUCUUUCGC